CAGUGUCAUUGCUCUAGCUUGUCUAAAGGUGUUCCAGCAUAUGUUACAGCUGUGCCCGGUCUCCCCUAUACGUGGAGGAGCCAGUUGGAGCGGAGUCUCUGUGGCAGCAGACCGUAGGUUUUCACUUUGAAUUCUGGAUGAACUUCUAACUACAAAUUAUAAACUAUAAACCGGUAGACUAGCUGGAAAGCCGCGGAGGACGCAGAGCAACCUGUCGCUUGGUCAUUUUCUGCAUUUGUUUUUGUGUGUGUUGUGUGUGUGCACGGUCAUUUUCACCAGUGGACUCGAAGUUAAAGAGCGUCUGACACCGCAAAGUGUUCCAUCCUAAGGAUGGAGAAUCUGGACAACAUGGGCGAGGAAGGGAUAGAGUUGGAGGGAUCAGCCACCACAGCAGGCGUUAUAAACACCAGCCUAGAUGGUGCAGUAAACGUCACCAACAUUACCUUUUCCCCCUACUAUCAGCACUCUCUGUAUGUGGCUGCCAGCUACAUCCUGGCCUACUUCUUCAUCUUCCUGUUGUGCAUGAUUGGGAACAUCCUGGUGUGUCUGAUCGUACUGGAAAACCGUCGCAUGCGCACAGUCACCAACCUCUUUAUCUUCAACCUGGCAAUCAGCGACCUGUUGGUGGGCAUCUUCUGCAUCCCUACAACGUUGGUGGACAACCUAAUCACUGGUUGGCCCUUUUCCAACACCGUGUGCAAGAUGAGCGGAUUUGUGCAGGGGGUGUCUGUUUCCGCUUCAGUCUUUACCCUGGUGGCCAUUGCUGUUGAAAGGUUUCGCUGCAUAGUGUACCCUCUACAACCCAAGCCGACUGUGCUUGUUGCCAAGGCAGCCAUCCUGUUAAUCUGGGUGCUAGCGGUGGUGAUUAUGUGUCCUGCUGCUAUGGCACUGACUGUGGAGAAAGUACCUUUCCACUACAUGGUGUGCGACGAUGACUUUAACCACACAUUCCCCCUGUACACCUGCUACGAAAACUUUGCCAACCCUCAGAUGAGAAAGGUCUACACUGCGGUUCUGUUUGCUCACAUCUACCUGGUGCCCCUGACCGUCAUCACACUGAUGUAUGGAAGCAUCGGGGUCAAACUGUGUUCCUCUGUGGUUAGAAACAGAGAGCCACAGCUGGCCAACGCAACAGUCCAGGUUGGAGGUAGAAGGGCUGGUCAGCCAAUGAUAUCCCAGAAAAAGAUCAAGGUGAUUAAGAUGCUCAUCUUGGUGGCUUUGCUUUUCAUGCUGUCCUGGUUGCCACUCUGGACCCUCAUGAUGAUGACAGACUAUGCAGGCUUGGACAGGGACCAGCUGGACCUUCUGACUAGCUACAUCUUCCCCUUUGCCCACUGGCUGGCUUUCUCGAACUCCAGCAUCAACCCCAUCAUCUACGGCUACUACAAUGAGAAUUUUAAGAGGGGCUUCCAGGCGGUGUGCAAGUCUAGGCCCUUCUGCUGCCUCAGGCAGUGCCAGCUGUGGAGGAGGUUAGCCAGGUUGGGCAGGAAGGAAAGGUCUAUGGCAGCACCUUGUGGAGGUACUGAGUUCAGAGAUGCCACUGGAAAUCACAACCACCUUCUCUUGGGGCUGAGAAAUCGAGUCCAUAACGACAACAAGUUGACUGUCACAGCAGAGGUGAAUAGGAGUGCGAGGGUGGCGUGUGAGACGGUUCACUCAGAGAGAAGUCUUUCAGAUCGAGGGAUAGAAAUGAGAGCUGUAAAGAAGAAAGGCAGUAAUGGUGAGGUAUCAGAGAGGGUUAGUUCACUGGCAGCAUCAGUAUAUCAGGCGUGGGAUAACUGAGCAUUCACAAUGCUACUCAGAAAUGAACCAGACAAAGUCCCACGGAAGAGACAGUUAUCAAUUAUCUAAUGCUGCAAGUGCGCUGUGGUUACUAUUUGGAAUGGUGGUUACACAUUGCGACCUUAGAUCUAGGCAGUGCCUCAUCUAAAACAUAAAUAUUUACAUUACUCAUGCUCAGCCAACCAAGGACAGAAAAGAUGACACCGCCGGAGAUGGGUCAUAGUUUUCAAUUGGUCAUUGAAUUAUAAGGAAGUGAAUAGUUCAUGUGACUAUCGUCUUGUCUUAAAUAAUACAUUUUCCUUUUGUUUUUACCUGCACAUCGCCACCAGGCGUCGGAAAAACGUGUGUGUGGCACGUUCAGUUCGGCUACAUCGCUGUGAUAUGGGCUGGAUGCUCAGGUUGCUGCCUAACAGUGUUAGGGUAGUGUGUGGUGUUUCACUGCUGCAGAGGAAAUUAGAAAAUGUUCUAAUUUACGGUAUGAAUGCCACCACAUCAUCUCACUACGAUCCUCCAUCAGCAGAGCGGUCUCGACCCCCAGCUACGUACUUACCUACAUUUACUUACUAUUCACAGUCAUUUGAGAGCGACGCACUCACUGCCCCUGCCUCUCUCUUUCAGUGUGUGUGUCUGUGCGAUCUUGGUAUAAUGGUCGAAUAGGUAAUAGACUAUCAAAUGGUAGACACUGGAAGUGGCAGCAUGGACCUUGGCGUUAUUGUAUUUUUGGACAAUAUUCCCUUACUGUAGAUCAGCUUAACACGUACGCACCCCUACAACUGUACAGACAGCAGACAUGAGCGAUCCAUUAGGCUUUACAUUAGAUUCCAGUAGCUGGUUUUUAACCAUUGAUAGAAGUUGGUCUAGAUACACGUUAGUAUUUUUUUUAAUAAUUUUUUUUUUGCCACUCUAGUUUAAUCAACAGAUGAGCUACACACAUGUGUACUGUUAGCAUGCCAACAUGUUUAACAUACUGAUGUUUAGCUGGUAUGUUUACCCAUGGAUUUAUUACAAGCACCCAAAACAGGACUUAUCUAUCGCCCAACUCUCUUGUCUAAAAAAUGCAGCAAGGCUGAGAGGAGGCAAAGAAUCCGGCUCUUUUAAUACAGACAUGUUUACCAUUCAUCAUCUUAAUUUAGCAUUCAUUCAACAAUCAACAGAUGACUUUCACAAAUGUGUACUGGUAGGCUAAGAACUUCUCGUGCCAAUUUCAUGUUGGGCAAAGUGCAAACUCCAACAUACAGUACAUGACCAAGGUAAGCAAAGCCUGUGGUUACUGCUCUCCUCUCCAUGUCAGGAAAUCGGUUGGCUGAGCAUGUGAAUCCAGAAGUGAUGCAGUUCAGACAGGCUACGUGCUUAAUUUGUUUUCCAGAUCCAGUUUUUUUGUUUGACAGCUCACAUUAUUGCUUAAAUGUGGCUCACAUCAGACUCCAGUGUGAACUGUCCACAGCCUGAAAGUGACGCGCAUGCAAAGAAGAACAACACGACGUCACACGCAGCAGCAUGCUGUUGUACAGAAGUAAACAAGGAGCCACAGAGUUUAGCUCCGGUUAGCCCAGGUUAGUGCCUGCUUGCUAACCCUCCCAAUUUUCAUGGGAGACUCCCAUUUUUCAUUGUCCUCUCACAGGUCACAUUUCUCCCGAAUUAUAACAAGUGCUCACAACUUUCUGUUCUUUUCAUUACAGUUUCUGGCGCUGUAACGCAACUGCCCCACAACUCCAUCCCUCUCUCUGUCUCUCUCUCCACUGUGUCCGCACGGACAAGUAGCAUGCACAUAACUCAGAAGAAAGCUCGCGGCCCGGUGGAUUUUAGGUGUAAGGAAGGGAAUUUGUGAGCAAGG
Messenger RNA from Micropterus salmoides (largemouth bass), 3616 nucleotides. It is a transcript of the gene npffr1l2, whose product is annotated as neuropeptide FF receptor 1 like 2. The transcript is spliced from 4 exons. Gene Ontology annotation, biological process: G protein-coupled receptor signaling pathway. Gene Ontology annotation, molecular function: neuropeptide receptor activity; peptide binding. The coding region runs from base 331 to 1782 and encodes 483 amino acids. Gene Ontology annotation, cellular component: membrane. The record is from RefSeq and is a predicted model, not a curated record. Lineage: Eukaryota; Metazoa; Chordata; Actinopteri; Centrarchiformes; Centrarchidae.